Messenger RNA from Raphanus sativus (radish), 873 nucleotides. RefSeq names its product probable sulfate transporter 4.2. Gene Ontology annotation, cellular component: membrane. The record is from RefSeq and is a predicted model, not a curated record. The transcript has 9 exons. Lineage: Eukaryota; Viridiplantae; Streptophyta; Magnoliopsida; Brassicales; Brassicaceae. Gene Ontology annotation, biological process: transmembrane transport. The annotation marks the transcript as partial.
GUAGUCAUUGCGAAGUUCUUAGGAUUUUUUCAGGUGGGAGAUAUACCUCAAGGCCUUCCAGAAUUUUCUUUACCAAAAAGUUUUGAUCAUGCAAAAUUAUUGCUUCCAACAGCGGCUCUCAUCACUGGUGUGGCCAUCCUGGAAUCUGUAGGUAUUGCCAAAGCACUAGGAGCGAAAAACAGAUACGAGUUGGAUUCAAAUUCAGAGUUAUUUGGUCUUGGUGUCGCUAAUAUUUUGGGAUCAUUGUUUUCUGCAUACCCGACUACAGGAUCCUUUUCUAGGUCAGCAGUUAACAGCGAAAGUGAAGCGAAGACUGGCCUAUCAGGUCUUGUAACAGGAAUCAUCAUAGGAUGCUCUCUACUGUUCUUGACCCCAGUGUUUAAAUAUAUACCACAGUGUGCUUUAGCAGCAAUAGUGAUCUCUGCUGUUAGUGGCUUGGUGGACUAUGAAGGGGCUAUAUUUUUGUGGCGUGUGGACAAGAGAGAUUUUACUCUUUGGACCAUCACCAGCACCACCACUCUGUUCUUCGGAAUAGAGAUCGGAGUCCUCGUUGGUGUUGGUUUUUCACUUGCAUUUGUUAUACACGAGUCUGCAAACCCUCAUAUUGCUGUGUUGGGGCGUCUUCCAGGAACCACUGUGUACAGAAACAUGAAGCAGUAUCCAGAAGCGUACACUUACAAUGGGAUUGUGAUUGUUCGAAUCGAUGCUCCCAUAUAUUUUGCCAACAUAAGCUACAUCAAGGACAGGCUAAGAGAAUAUGAAGUUGCUUUUGAUAAACACACUAAUAAGGGACCAGAGGUGGAGAGGAUCUACUUUCUUAUCCUUGAAAUGUCUCGUAAGCCCCCAACUUGUUUCUGAUUCAAAGUUCGAACC